AUGCUUAACUACUCUUUUAUCUUUAAGAACGAAUCAAAACCGGACAACAUUGGAAAUAUGAACAACAGUUCUAACUUUGAAACUAUUGUUGUCAUAAAUUGUAUCCUCAAUGCUCCACUGAUGCUAACAUCCAUCACUGGUAAUGCCUUAGUGUUGGCCGCUAUAUUGAGAACUCCUUCGCUUCGUUCAGUACCAUCUACAAUCUUUCUAUGCAGUCUUGCUAUUACAGAUUUUCUUGUUGGGCUUGUUGGUCAACCUGUUUACAUUGCCAGUGAACUUCAAUAUUCAGCUGGUGGGCCUCUUUAUAAAGUCGAAGCCUUGAUAACUGCUUCACUUUGUGGUGUUUCCCUAACAACAAUGACAGCCAUAAGCGUGGAUCGAUUUUAG
Porites lobata is the source of this 387-nucleotide messenger RNA. NCBI's taxonomy places the organism in Eukaryota, Metazoa, Cnidaria, Anthozoa, Scleractinia, Poritidae. The record is from the annotation of a GenBank genome assembly.